Spea bombifrons (plains spadefoot toad) is the source of this 812-nucleotide messenger RNA. It is a transcript of the gene SWI5, whose product is annotated as SWI5 homologous recombination repair protein. NCBI's taxonomy places the organism in Eukaryota, Metazoa, Chordata, Amphibia, Anura, Pelobatidae. Gene Ontology annotation, biological process: double-strand break repair via homologous recombination. Bases 47 to 529 code for a protein of 160 amino acids. Gene Ontology annotation, cellular component: Swi5-Sfr1 complex; Swi5-Swi2 complex. The transcript has 5 exons. The record is from RefSeq and is a predicted model, not a curated record.
ACACAUCUUGUUUCUGCAGUCAGGGAUCCCACAGGCCCUGCUUAUAAUGUCACAGCCGGGUAGCCCUUAUCCCGGUCAUCUCCAGGACAGCGGACCGGCUUCCCCCGGGGCAGAAAGCUCUGAUCCGGCACCACAUACCGAGGUAUCUACCCCAGUGUCUUCUGCUGCCACUGGGCAGAGGAGUAACUUCCGGAGAACGCCACUCGGAAUCCGAAGACAUUUUAAUAAAGGAUUUAAAUCGCCUCGGGUCGAGUCUCCGCGCUGCAGCCGGUCACCAAGUGUCUCAGAAGAGAGCCUGCAAAGAGAGAUUUCACAUCUCCGGCAGAAGGAAGUCAUUCUGGAUCAGGAGAUCGCCCAGCUGGAGGCUGAAGGUUACAGAAUGUCUGAACUGGAACAACACAUUUCACUUCUUCACCAGUACAACGACCUGAAAGAUACUGGGCAGAUGCUGCUGGGCAGGCUCGCUGUUCUCAGAGGUGUCACCACGAAAGACCUCUAUGCAGAGUUUGGGAUGGAUUUAGAGGACUGAGAAACUGAAUGAGUCCCCCAGAUGGUCCCCUUCGUAAUCUACCCCAUUAACAGGCUUUGGGGAGCGAGAUACACGUCACACCUGUUGUGUUUUGUGUUAGGAAGCGGUAGCAGCUGUUUCUCGGUUCUGAAUACCCCAUUGCAGGGGUAGGAGGCGUAUGCCAUUUAAAGCGGGGAGCUGUAAAUUACAGUUUGAUAUCUGCUCAUUGUAAAGUUACGUUCUGUUGGAAAAAGUGCUUAUUUAUUGCGAAACUAAUGUUAAAUAAAAAUAUUUUCUUAAAUUA